Coprinopsis cinerea okayama7#130 is the source of this 478-nucleotide messenger RNA. RefSeq lists its product as hypothetical. Lineage: Eukaryota; Fungi; Basidiomycota; Agaricomycetes; Agaricales; Psathyrellaceae. Bases 1 to 432 code for a protein of 143 amino acids. The transcript has 5 exons. Gene Ontology annotation, molecular function: peptidyl-prolyl cis-trans isomerase activity. The record is from RefSeq and is a predicted model, not a curated record. Gene Ontology annotation, biological process: protein peptidyl-prolyl isomerization.
AUGCGUCUCCUCGGUUGGUUUGCCUCGCUCAUGUUUGCCGGCGCCGCUUUGGCUGCCAAGGAAGCACCUAAGGAGCUUCAAAUCGAGACGACCUUCACGCCUGAGGACUGCUCGGUCAAGGCUAAGACUGGGGACAACCUCGAGGUUCACUAUACUGGUACUUUGUUCGCCACUGGAAAGAAAUUCGACUCAAGCCACGACCGCGGCACACCCCUUCCUCUUAAACUCGGUGUUGGUCAGGUCAUCAAGGGCUGGGACGACGGUUUGCAAGGCAUGUGCGUUGGCGAGAAGCGAGUUCUCACUAUCCCCGCACACUUGGCAUACGGUGAACGAUCAAUUGGCGACAUUAUCCCCGCCAACUCUGCAUUGGUAUUCGAGACUGAGCUCGUCUACCUCGACCCUAAGGAUGCUGCACCCAAGGAUGAACUGUAAUUUGUACAUUAGGCACCACUUGCUGGAAUACACCCAGUCCUCGACA